ACAGCCGCGGAUAUUACGUCGUUGUCGGGAUCCUAGUACAAUGCUGUAAAGAUUAAAUUGUGGAAUCCAGAAUGGUUCUUGCCGUGCAGAAUAUUAUCAGAAAAUCAUUUAAAUAUUGAUGAAUAUUUCUCACGUGUUUAUUUAAGAUUUUUUGACGAAUAGUUCUUAGUAACGGAGAGAGACUACAGACUACAAAAGCUGAUAAAUGUGCAAAUUUCAAAUAAAUUUUUUUUUACCUCGUCAAACUAACGUGUAAAUUCUUGGUAAUACCGAAAGUAACCAAGGUGAAGUAUGUAAUCACUUUAGAUCAGUAAUUUACAACGAAUAAAGGUUUUAGUCGAUAGAGGUGUAAUGUACACAUUCGACUAAGUGCAGUAGCAUUAUUUUUUUAAACCACAAGUAUUAGGAGACGAAGGCAGCUUGGAGAUGGAAAACGAGACAGAAAAUGAAACUGUAAAUAAAAGAAAGUGUAUAGGUAAACGCAGUAGAAUCUCAUCAUCCUCAGAAGAAGACGAUGAGUGUAAAAAAUCUCAAACUACUCCCAAGUCAAGCUCAAGACAGAAUAUCAAACGACAUUCAGCUCGCAUCGAAGAGAAGAGAAAGAAGGUGUUUCGCAUGCCAAAGAGGGACAAGAUGUGGAAUGCCAUUUCUACGAGAACCUGUAAAUCAUCUGAGAUAUCUCGGCUUAAGCCACGGAAACUAAUCAAUGAUUUCAUGAAAGGAACAAACCGUUACAACUAUGAUCCCGUAGAAACUGGAUCAGAAGACAGUUCUGAUGAAGAGUCUGACUCUGAGAGCUCAUCUGAAACCACAAGCAAAAAGAAGAGCAAACCAGGACAUCAUGUUGAAAAAGGACAUCGUGUCAAAGGGAGAAAGCGACGCAUCAAGGAAGCUAGUGAAACUAGUGAUUCUGAUGACGAGAAGGUGACUGUCUCUGAAAAAAAUGUUGACCCACAGAUGAAGACAUUGACACCAAUAACAAAAGAAUGUGGAGUCAAGCACAGUGAUAAUGAAAACGGGCUAAGCCCCAUGCAGAGUAAAAUGAGAGGCCAUAUGGAGUGCUCUAUUCCAGUUCUGAAUCCUGUUGCAGAACAUGGGUCUGCAUCUCAGCAUUCCAGCAGUGACACUGACACUGACAAAAUAGUUUUAAAACCAGCAAAGGGAAAGCAGCACAUUUUGGAGUCAGACAGUGAGGAAAGUAUCACAAAGUGAAAAAUAAUAAAUACAAAAGAGUUCAUGUAGAAUUAAUACUGUAUGGAGUUUAUCAGGCAUGCUUUGAGAUGGCUGUUUUAUCCAGACUGCUGUCAAAGGCACUUUACAAAGAGUCCUGGAAAUAUUACUUUUUAAUCCAUAGUGUAUACAGAUAGUAGAGCUAUCAUGGUUUGCAUGUGGAAGUAGAUCUAAUAAAGUUGUAAGGCAGCACGGGCAAAAUAUUGUAUGAAAAAACUAAUAUAUUAAUAAAUCUAAUGGUUGACAACUAGGUUGACGGCUGUACAAAAUGGGAAAAAAAGUCAUGUAUUGUUAGGACUCUUUGUGUGUGUGUAAUCUUUACACAAUAAACUUAUUCUAGGAAGUAUUAAAAAGUACUAUUUAGAAGGAGAAAGGGAAACUAAAAAAAGGUGCCCAAGAAAAGAGGCUAUUUUAUUAUGAGACAUUUUAUAUAAUACCCCCAGUUUUUUAAUAUUUGUAUUCAAUCUGAUUUAAUUGUGAUCAUGCUUUUUCUCAGUUGGAGAUAAUUUAGCAGAAAAUAGUUCAGAUCUGUUAUAAAUGUAAAAUUAUUGAGCAGAAUGAGACCUCUUUGUGUUGCUUUCAUUGGUGCAGCCCCCUUACUCCCUGAAAAU
This is a messenger RNA of Pomacea canaliculata, 1841 nucleotides long. Its product is annotated as hepatoma-derived growth factor-related protein 2-like. The record is from RefSeq and is a predicted model, not a curated record. Bases 427 to 1212 code for a protein of 261 amino acids. The transcript is spliced from 4 exons. NCBI's taxonomy places the organism in Eukaryota, Metazoa, Mollusca, Gastropoda, Architaenioglossa, Ampullariidae.